AUGAUGAAUAGGGCGCUGUUAAAGGCGCCUCUGCGCUAUCCACAGGUAGCCCGUGCAUUGGCUUUCCGUUCCAGUACGGGGGUUUAUCACCAAACAUUCCCAACAUGCUCAAUCUACAAAUUCUCUCGCCGAACCUUGACCUCAAACUCUUGUCUCGCAUCAGAUCGUCCCCCCUCAUCUCAAUUCCCCCCAAAUCCCCCAGUGAUCGAAGAAAAUGACCCCACUACGCAAAAUCAAGCAGCUGAGCCAUCGCAGCACAUCCCGUGGUAUCUACAGGAAGAGACACCGCUUCCUGCUGCGGAGAUAUCGUCACGACAGCAGAUCCCCGAACUUCCAGAAAACCCACCGAAAAUCUUGCCAGUGCUACUAGAAUAUGUUUUCAAAGACCUUGGAUUGGAUGAUCUCAGAUUGUUUGAUCUUCGAGAUCUGGAAACGCCUCCUGCCCUUGGAGCGAAUGUGAUUAUGAUUAUCGGAACUACCCGUAGUGUGAAACAUCUGAAUGUUUCUGCAGACCGCCUCUGUCGCUGGUUGAGAAGUACCUGGAAACUAUCCCCCUAUGCCGAUGGGCUGCUCGGGAGGAAUGAACUCAAGAUCAAGCUCCGACGCAAGGCGCGUCGGGCUAGACUUGCCAGUCGCACUGGGACAAUAUUCGACGACAAGGAUGAUGGAAUCACGACUGGGUGGAUUUGUGUUAACGCAGGUGUGGUAGAAAAGACCCCUAUUCAGGAGAAACCGGAUCCUGUAUUCGAAGGCUUCGGCACGCUCGGGGUUGGCACACGUGUUGUGGUGCAGUUGUUCACGGAGGAAAAGAGAGAAGAGGUGGACUUGGACGGUCUUUGGGAACAGAAUCUAGCCCGAGCCGAACGAGCGAGGCAAACCCCUUCCAAGAUUCCCUCGGACGCACCCGAAGAGGUUCGUUCUCCCAACUCGAUGAAAACAUCACCGUCUGACCGUGAAAUUCGACAUGUUACCAGGCCGUCCGUGAGCCUUCCGCUUGACCAAAGAAGGCAAUUCCAUAGUAGGUCCCGGCUUCAACAUUCGGACCUCGAACAGGAAGUAGAUGGGGCACAGCGAGCCAUAGCGUCGCAGCCCCCACGGUUUUCAGACCCUCUUGAACCCCGUAAUGAAGCCGAUUCGGGGUUUCAUACUAGAUCAUUGUUUGAGCGUCUUUUGGAUCUACCCGACAAAAGAGUUAGACGCGAAUUAGGAAGUGGCCUGGAAGACGAAAACUCGACUCUCUUUCUGCGCCUUUUUUACGAUAGCCUCGCUAGAUCAUCUGUAGAGGACAAAGCCUUGGCGCAAGUGGAACUUGCCUGCAUAGCCAUUUCUCGACAACACCCGGGGUAUACCAAGGAGAGUUUACAUCUGAAGAUCCUCGGCUGCUUUGCGUCUGGCUGUUUUGUUUCCGAAGAACUCACUUCUCAAGUUGUCCUUGCAUUACUAACAGCGCACCCAGCCCCCGACAAGAAAUCAAAACCAUGGUUACCCGAUUCAGACAAAGAAGCCGCCCUCAGCGUUUUAGACCACAUGUCCCUCCGAGGAAUGGAUGUUCUAACUCUCAAGUUCUUCAACAAGCUAUACACCGCAGCUUCCCUCCCAACAACCCCUGACAACAACAACAACAACAACAACAGCAGCAACAACCGCAACGUAUCUGGUGGAGCGAAGCACAUUGCGCAACUCCUCGACAUCCUCGAUGUACCUUUUGAUCCAGAGCAGGCCCGGAUACAUAUGAUGCUUCGCUUUCGGAACGGCGACUUUGACGGAUUCUGGAAGUGGUGGCGCAAGCUGCCCCUCCUCGGAAGUCCUCGUACGUACGAGGAUUACGAGACGCUCUUUAAGUUGCACGCUGUGCUAAAGGACAGGCUUCGGGCACGGGACUGCGCAUCCACUUGGGUGCCAAUGAUGUCUCGAGAGGACCCACCUAUCCCAUUGGAGGGCGAACUUCUCCAUAAUGUUAUGUACUGUAUUGUUGUUGCGGAGCCUGAGAUUGAGAAGCAAGUGGAAGAAGGCUCUACAAGUGCUCUAGCUCAAUUGUGGGAAGAGUGCCAGAUGAGGAUCCAGGACCGUCCUUGUUCGCAAUUAUCAGACCUUCUCCCACCAUCCAUUCGAUAUAUUCUAGCGGUUGCAACACACCGUCAUCCGCGAUACUUGCUUCGGGUGCUGAACUCCUUCGAUGAGGUCUACGCGCUGCUUUCCCUGAUCGUCGAACGUUACUAUCUCCGCAACUUCGGCGGCUCCUUCACAGAGAACUUUUACUCACUGAAACGGGAGCGCGUUCUUCUAACUAAGAAUGGCGAGAUUCCUCGGGCUCAGAUUGGAGCCCCAGGCCCAGUCCGUGACAGCCUUAAGCUGCGUUCCGCUGAUGUAUGGAAGAAUCUGCUCAUCAUGGUGGGCAUUCCCUAUUUGAAGCGCAAGCUAGAUGAAGGCUACGACAUCCAUGCUGCUCCACAGGCAUCCUUGAUCAUGAGUGGCGGCCCGAGAUACAACCCGAGCGAAGACCUGCCGCCAAGCCCGACUGUUCGUCAGCGUAUCAUGUACGCAUACAAAUGGUUCCUCCGGAACGUUUAUCCGUCCGUGAAUGCGGCAUACUACUUCUCCAUCCUGGCCUUCAACUUGGCCUACCUUUUCGAUAAUACCAAAUAUUCUUCUCCAUUCCUUCGGCUUAUUGGCACACGGAUCCGCCGGCUGAGCUCCGCAGACCACCAGGCCAUUGCCAAGGUGCUCGAAGGCACAGCUCCUCCUACCGCAGGUGCUCGAACACGUCCCGGAUCAGGACUUCUAGGCCUCUUAAGCCCACAAAGCCUCUACCCGCAACUACUCACAUCCCUCCGCUAUUUCCUCCCAGCUUCUAUCUUUGCUCUUAAGUUCCUUGAAUGGUGGCAUGCCAGCGACUUCUCGCGACAACUCACCCGCAAGGCCACAGAUAUCCUAGAUAUCCCUGCCCCUGUCACGAAGGGGAUGAUUCCGCCGGCCGAACGCACAAAGAAACCCGAGAAACAAGAAUCAUCACCCACGCGUAAAUCCGCCCUGAGAUCCUCCGCUCGCAGUCGCAUCCAACCUCCUAUAUCCGCUACCUCAUACCUGCCUAUCUUCACGGUUCCACUCCCGCCAGCUGAUUCAGAUGCUGCCUCAGCAUGUCCCGUCUGUCUGAACCCUCUGACAAACCCUACCGCCUGCCAGACGGGCUAUGUGUACUGCUACGUAUGUAUUUUCCACUGGCUGAACGGGGAGCACCAACGACAAUUGGAUUUUAUGAACGGAGAAGGCGCCGGCGCCGCAUGGGAGGAUGACUUCGUGGAUGAGGAAGGAGCAGAUGCCGAUAAGACUGAUGACAACAAAUUAGCAUCUCGCCCGGGAAAGAGUAGACAGGGCAAAUGGGAGAGUGGAAAGGGGAGGUGUCCAGUUACAGGGAGGAGAGUACUAGGUGGGACUGAAGGUUUGAGGAGGGUUCUCGUCUAA
Aspergillus ochraceoroseus IBT 24754 is the source of this 3462-nucleotide messenger RNA. RefSeq names its product ubiquitin-protein ligase peroxin 12 (gene pex12). Bases 1 to 3462 code for a protein of 1153 amino acids. The record is from RefSeq and is a predicted model, not a curated record. Gene Ontology annotation, cellular component: mitochondrion. Gene Ontology annotation, biological process: mitochondrial proton-transporting ATP synthase complex assembly; mRNA stabilization; mitochondrial gene expression. The transcript has 3 exons. Lineage: Eukaryota; Fungi; Ascomycota; Eurotiomycetes; Eurotiales; Aspergillaceae.